Molecule: messenger RNA, 1164 nt
Organism: Angiostrongylus costaricensis
Lineage: Eukaryota; Metazoa; Nematoda; Chromadorea; Rhabditida; Metastrongylidae
Source: the annotation of a GenBank genome assembly
AUGGAUCUUUUUCGGGACUUAAGUGAUAAACCAAAUAGUCAUCUAAGCACAAUACAAAUCAUCGAACCUAGUUUUGGCUGUGAAUACUCUCAGUUAUUGACUGAUAGAAAGGUAAAACAAGGGCCUAAAAUGUAUACGAGACGAAAAAGGCCUGCGACGAAAUGGAGUGCCGCCUCGCUGACAACCAGUGAGAAUCACGAGGGGUUCAUGCUACAACUAAUCUGUGGAAAGAAAAAAAAGUGGGAUGAGGAGAAAAUCCAGAGUUCCCAUCAAUGUCGAGCAUCGAAACCCAGCCGUACAUGUGCUAAGAUGCAGCUGGUACCAGGCCAUGAUUCUUGCUCCAUACUGUACCGGAUUAAUGAUAGAAAGAAGCGUAUUCCUUUAGUUGCUACUGUACCUAUGCAACUACUUCCGACGAUGAAGAAAAAAAUGAGCAACGUUCGAGUGCUGCGAGACAGAUGGAAAGAGUGCGAUUCCGAUAGCACACAUGAAGUUGUAUCGAAGGAGGUGGGAGCAACGCAUGUGCGCUUAAAUAUCGGAGGCAAAUCGUUCUGCGUGAGACGUGAGCUGUACACGGACGAGCGGACUCUGAUGCACGACAUCGUCGAAUCCUCCCACGAAGAAAGGUUGGCUCUUGUGGAUGGAUGUGAUCCGAAUACGGGCGAGUACUACAUGGAACGAAAUUCAAUCAUCUCCAAUCAUAUCGUCGAUUUUUUCUCAACAGGAAGUCUCCACAAGCCUCAGAACAUUUGUGCUGAGAGGUUUAAAGAAGAGUUGGCGUUCUGGCGCAUCAGCCACGAACAUAUGGCAUCUUGUUGUGCACUGCCGAAGAGUAUGAGCGGUGGAAAGCUUCAUUUGCAGUCAAUGAGCACUUAUGAAGAAUGCGACACUGAUUUCGACGGAGCAUAUUUUCCUUCUCUGCGUUUGUCCUCAUGGAGGUUCCUUGAAGAUCCACAGUCGUCAUACCCAGCCGCAGUGUUCGCUUUGUUAUCCGUCCUAUUCGUUUUUUGCAGUGUCGUUGGGUUAAUACUCGGCUCGAUGCCAGAGUUUCAAGAGGAUCCCACUAAUGCCUCAGCUUACCACUCCAUGCACGUAAAGACUAAUGAGGUAUGUAUACCUCUUUUCUCUCACAUAAGUGCCGCCAAUUCCUUAUUACAAAUGUGA